AUGGAACACCCGCUCUUUGGCUGCCUGCGCAGCCCUCACGCCACGGCGCAAGGCUUGCACCCGUUUUCCCAGUCCUCUCUCGCCCUCCAUGGAAGAUCUGACCAUAUGUCCUACCCCGAGCUCUCCACUUCUUCCUCGUCUUGCAUAAUCGCGGGAUACCCCAACGAGGAGGGCAUGUUUGCCAGCCAGCAUCACAGGGGGCACCACCAUCACCACCAUCAUCACCACCACCACCACCAGCAGCAGCAGCACCAAGCUCUGCAAACCAACUGGCACCUCCCGCAGAUGUCCUCCCCCCCGAGUGCGGCUCGUCACAGCCUCUGCCUCCAGCCGGAUUCGGGAGGGCCCCCGGAGCUGGGGAGCAGCCCGCCGGUCCUGUGUUCCAAUUCUUCCAGCUUGGGUUCCAGCACCCCGACCGGGGCUGCGUGCGCGCCAGGGGACUACGGCCGCCAGGCGCUGUCACCCGCGGAGGCGGAGAAGAGAAGUGGCGGCAAAAGGAAAAGCGAUAGUUCAGAUUCCCAGGAAGGAAAUUAUAAGUCAGAAGUCAAUAGCAAACCCAGGAAGGAACGGACAGCUUUUACCAAAGAGCAAAUCAGAGAACUUGAAGCAGAGUUUGCCCAUCAUAAUUACCUGACCAGACUGAGGCGAUAUGAGAUAGCAGUGAAUUUGGAUCUCACUGAAAGACAGGUGAAAGUCUGGUUCCAGAACAGGCGCAUGAAAUGGAAGAGAGUAAAAGGAGGGCAGCAAGGAGCUGCAGCUCGAGAAAAGGAACUGGUGAAUGUCAAAAAGGGAACACUUCUCCCUUCCGAGCUCUCGGGGAUUGGUGCAGCCACCCUCCAGCAAACAGGGGACUCUCUAGCAAAUGAAGACAGCCACGACAGUGACCACAGCUCAGAGCAUGCACACUUAUGA
Puma concolor (puma) is the source of this 912-nucleotide messenger RNA. It is a transcript of the gene MEOX2, whose product is annotated as mesenchyme homeobox 2. Gene Ontology annotation, cellular component: nucleus. Gene Ontology annotation, molecular function: RNA polymerase II cis-regulatory region sequence-specific DNA binding; DNA-binding transcription factor activity, RNA polymerase II-specific. Lineage: Eukaryota; Metazoa; Chordata; Mammalia; Carnivora; Felidae. The record is from RefSeq and is a predicted model, not a curated record. Gene Ontology annotation, biological process: somite development; positive regulation of transcription by RNA polymerase II.